CUCAACUGAUCUGUUUUCUGAGCAGAAUAAAAAGCAGCCGCUCCGCUUCACUCUCGCAUUUUUACUUUAGCAGACCUCCGGUGACUUUCUUUUUCUUUUUUUGACUACAACAGAUAGUGACUGGGAAUGUUUUAUUUUUUUGUUGCGCCUUCAUCCGAGACUAUUCGCCCGUGACAAUUAAAUAUUUACUGUCGGAAAUUGCUGGAUUUUUCUCUGGACUGUUUUUUUCAACUGCUUCUCAAAACUGACCCUUAUGUUUAUCUUUAAUCUAAGAGAUUCUGACACUCAGAGAUGGUUGCACGGGCAGUGACCAUUUUCCAUCAUGAGGAGCAAAGAGGUUCAUACAGCCCACAUCCCUCCCCUCCACCCUGGGACCCAGCACAGGACCUCUGCUGCAUCACCACCACCUUCCGUUAUCUACAGACCUCAGGCUGGUAUUGGGGUUCCAUCACAGCGAGUGAGGCACGGGACACCCUCAUGACGAAGUCUGAGGGCACGUUCCUGGUGCGGGACAGCAGCCACCCUCAGUACAUGCUGGCACUGUCAGUGAAGACCCGCUGUGGACCCACCAGUGUACGAAUAGAGUACAGCGGGGGCUCUUUCAGGCUGGACUCUCUCUUCCCUGGGCUGCCUCAUUUGAAGUCCUUCCCCAAUGUUCUCAGCCUGAUACAGCACUACACUGGCUCAGGCAACACACCACAGGGCCAGGCAUGUCAUGAGGAUAACAUCCACCCCAAAACAAAGCCCAGCCCUGUCCAGUGCACAGCUAAGGACAGCGGUGUGCCUCUUAAGCUCAUGCGCCCCCUACAGAGACCUGAGGCCUUCCCUUCUCUGCAGCACCUGUCACGCCUUACCAUCAACAGACACACGAACUGCCCCGACCGGCUGCCACUCCCAAACCUGCUCCUGCACUACCUGCAGGACUACCCUUUCCAUAUAUGAGGGUCACCGCCUCUGUGGUGCAAGACACCCUAACCCUAACCCUGACAGGAACAUGGGUCAGGGUCACUCUCCAUUACCACACACUGUGAAUACUGGGACAAUAUGAGACCCCAGGCAACAGACAGCGGGCCAAAGGGACACCACUGUAAUUAUUUAAUACACUUAGGUGUGACCUCCCUUCUCAUAAAUGAGCUCAGCUUUGGUAUCUAAGACGUGGAGCUGAGUGUUGCUGAGAAAGCCUCUUAUCAGGAUUUAGAGUACGAGCUGAAGUUAUUAAUACACUGCUGCACCAACUGAGAACAGAUCACAUAUCUCUGUCUCUCUCUGUUAAACCUGUCUGUCAGUCUGAAAUAUUAAAAUAAUUUCUCAGUCUGUAAUUAAAUGAUCAGCAGCAUCACUGAGACACUUUCCUCAUUACAACCUGUAUCAACAUGGUAAAAUCAUAGAAGUGCACUAUGUCUGGCAGAGCAGCUAACAGAAGUAGCUGUAGCUGAUAUUGAUGUGCGAAGUAUAUGUCUUUUUUUUAACUUAAACAUGGUAUUCUUUAAUGCAGAUUUAAAACAAUAUCAUACUGACUGUAUAUGUCCACAUCAUGG
Molecule: messenger RNA, 1538 nt
Organism: Scomber scombrus (Atlantic mackerel)
Lineage: Eukaryota; Metazoa; Chordata; Actinopteri; Scombriformes; Scombridae
Product: cytokine-inducible SH2-containing protein-like
Exons: 3
Coding region: 292-942 (216 amino acids)
Biological process (GO): phosphatidylinositol phosphate biosynthetic process; intracellular signal transduction
Cellular component (GO): phosphatidylinositol 3-kinase complex
Molecular function (GO): 1-phosphatidylinositol-3-kinase regulator activity
Source: RefSeq, a predicted model, not a curated record